AUGGGGCUUUUAAUCAGCAGGGUUGAGAGAUGCAGUGAUCCUGUUGGAGUAAAUCUACAUCGGUCAGAAGCUGUGGCGGGCCCCAGUCACACGUCUCACACCCACAAGCGCAAGCGAAAGUCUAACAGCUACAGCUCUGAGGACGAGGAAGAAAACCGAGAGCAACGUCUCAGCACAAUCCACGCGAAAAAAGUUAAGAUUCGGUCUAAAUAUGCCUACCAAACUCUAUUUUUGAAUGGGAAAGACAGUGACAUUGAAGUUCGUGCUCUGGGGAAAACAUGGUACUUACACAAAGUAUUUUUAUUUCAGUCGGGCUACUUUGCCAAUAUGCUCAAAGGUUCUUGGAAAGAAUCACACAAAGAUAUUAUAGAACUGGAGAUUGAUGACGAGAAUAUAGAUGUCAGGUCCUUGAAUUUUGUACUUGGUUCACUAUACAGGGAUGAGGACUUGCUGAUAAAGCCAUUUCAAGUUCCCGGUGUUUUGGCAACAGCAUGCCUGCUUCAGGUGGAGAACUUAAUUCAGCAAUGUAAAGAGACCAUGAAGGAAUCCAUUAACGUGAAAACUGUGUGUGUAUAUUAUGCUGCUGCAGAAUCAUAUGGAUUAGAUGCUGCAAAGGCAGAAUGUUUCCAAUGGCUUCUUCAAAAUUUGAUGACACACCCAAGUGUUGAACUUUACAAAGAAAUUGAUACAGAGCUCAUGCAUCUACUCAUAUCGUCUUCUAAUUUACUAGUGAUGCAAAAGGAAGUCGAUAUAUAUACCACACUUAAAGGGUGGAUGUUCCUUCGUCUUAAUCCACAUUGGAAUGGUUCAAUGAAACAGCUUUUAGUAAAUGCAAACAGCUGGUUUUCCAAGCACAUGGAAUGUAUCAACAACAUCACUUUUCUUGAAAGAGAAGAAGGAAUAACAUUUCAGCCAGUGUUUAAAAAAUUGAGGUUUCAGCAUAUCAUCUGUGACCUGGCCUCCACCACAGUUCUUGAACAAGAUCGUCUAAUACCUUCAGAAUGGUUAUCGCCAGUUUACAAACAACAGUGGCUGACUUUGCUUAAGUCACUACAACACAGGGAAAUUGGGCCUCGAGUCAUCAAUGAAAGAGAAAUUGAAGGAUAUAGCAUGAGGUGUGGUAAAAGGGUCAUCAAAGAUGGUAAACGCUCCUGGAAGUGGUCAGGGUGCAAAUUUGGCUUUCCCUUAAAUGUCAUUUUUACCAGCCAUUAUAUAAUUUUCAAGCAAAAUAGUAAGCAGUGUGAUGAUUCUGCCUGUUUACACCAUAUACGAAAUGUAGUGUUCAGAAUAAAAUUGGUAUGUUUUGCUUCCAAAGGAAAAAUAGCAUUCAGCAAAACAACUGGCUAUAAAAUCAUUGCCUUUGAGGAUGAUGAGGAGAAAAUUGUAAUGAAGUUGGAUAGCACAGUUUUAAACUUCCCAUUAUAUAUAUUCUGCAAUUUCCUGUUUUAUCACUAG
Molecule: messenger RNA, 1455 nt
Organism: Nannospalax galili (Upper Galilee mountains blind mole rat)
Lineage: Eukaryota; Metazoa; Chordata; Mammalia; Rodentia; Spalacidae
Product: germ cell-less protein-like 2
Exons: 1
Coding region: 1-1455 (484 amino acids)
Biological process (GO): germ cell development
Molecular function (GO): protein binding
Source: RefSeq, a predicted model, not a curated record